Messenger RNA from Symbiodinium sp. CCMP2592, 6171 nucleotides. NCBI's taxonomy places the organism in Eukaryota, Dinophyceae, Suessiales, Symbiodiniaceae. The record is from the annotation of a GenBank genome assembly.
AUGGCCCUGCCGACGUUUCGUGCACUUUCAGACCUCCCCAACAUCGCGAAGUUACAAGUAACGAAGUCCGAAUUCAUUGGCCCUGCCAACACAAAACGCACCUCCGCGCGUACAAGCGAACGGGCACGCCUUUGCACAAGCGAACGGGCAAAUCUUUGCACAAGUGACCGCUCAGCCUUGCUCAUCGCCUCCGACACGGCGAUGUUGUCCGGAUCGCGGCUGGUGCCACAGUUCGCACACUGGAUGUGUCCGCCUUUGUUCUCCCUUCCGACUCCGAGACGGCAUCCCGAUGGUUACAUACUUCUCGGUUGGUCUCCAUCCUUCACCCUAGUGACGGAGUACUCACCUUUGAGGCUCACCGAUGUCCACGACCCCUCCGCGGUGGGGCUCUUCAUGGCCUUCGCGGGACGGGAGGACUGCCAUUUCUGGGUAGUGCACGCCCAAGCCGACUUCGGGACCCUGCCGGAUGGCUGCCUACAGCUGCGCAGGGACUUCGCCAGGUCCAAAUGCACCUCUGGCUUCCCGGUUCUUGAUCUUAUUAUCGCCCCUCCUGGUGCAGCCGCGUGGUGGAUUGUGAAAGAUACGAUUGGGUGCGAACUGUUGCGACCCGUGGUACAACACUACGUCUCGCAGUGCUCCUUUUUCUUCUGUGCCAUCGAGCCUGACGGUGCCGUCUACAGCGUGGAGCCAUCAGCAGAAGUGCGGUUCAUGACCCCAAGCCCACAUGGAGCCCGAGCCCUUGUUGCUAAGGUCCUGCCUGGUCUCGUGGGUAGGGUGGUUGACGGGGUCCUUCAGGUCGUAGCCGCCAAGGCGGGCUCAGUGUCGCUUGCGGGAGGCUUGGCUCUUCUCUUGCUCAGUGGCCAAGCCGCCUCGAUGCAAACCGCUCCGGAGCUGCCCCUGGUACCAGCCAUUGAGCCGCCUGCUCUGCCUGCGAUCAUGCGCAUCUGGACCCUCAAUGUCCGCCAGCCUGUGGAUCUACCAUGGCGGGCUGAAGGUUGCCCCACCAGGUGGUUGCGUGAUCUCAUGCGCCGUUUGCACAGCAUUGAUGAUCCCGGCGAGUUUCGGUCCACGUGUGGCCCCCGGGACAGCGGCGUCCAGCAUGUUCUGUCUGUACCAUUAGUGCCCCCCACUGUGCCGCGCAAUCGUUUUUGGCUCUUGCACUGGGGUGAGGCGGCCGUCGUUGCCUUUGGUCACACCCCCUUCAGUUGGGAUGUUGUCUCGGCACACUUGCGCACGCUCUUUCCGGGGGGCCAAGUCCCCGACCGUUGCCCAGCCAUCGCCUACGCCGGUGCCUUCUAUCCCCCGGGUGCCGCUCUGCCAGACCUCCCGUUUGGGGCAAUUAUCCAGCUUCUAAUCGGAGCUCUGGCUCGUGUCCCCAGUGAAGACGACCCUUGGCAUCCCGAACCCUAUGUUGUGGACGGCCCGUGGUUCCAACAUGUCCCCAGCAAGGGACCUGCACUCGAGCCCGCAAUUCUCAUCGAUGCUGGGGGUAGCAGGCGGCCCGACGGCUACGUGCCAACUACGUUGGUUGACCAGGGCACUCAAACCGAUCUGUCGGGCAACGGCUAUGGGCUGGCCUUGCCGAGCCCGACGCAGAGCCUGCUGACUGCGCCGGGCCAGUCUCUUGGCCCCCCCGAGGUCACUGCUGCUGCUGCGGCCUUACCACCCGACGUCGACCUACUGGAUAUGGGCAGCCCCUCCGGUUGCCAGCAGGGAGCAGCGAGCUCCUGGGCCCUCUUGGUGUUUCUGGGGAUGCUUGGGCCACCACCUCCUGACCCUGUCAACGCUCCCUUUCAGCCCCGGCUCCUCUUCCUGCGCGCGGCCCGUCCACUGGAAGACUAUGCUUUGGGCCUGUGGCCCCCUCCUGUUGACCGGGAGCCGGCGGCCGAUGAGGACGCCGUCCGCAGAGUUCAAUCCGGUCUCCUGAACCGCCAGCGGGGCUUGCGCACUUUUGCAGCGGCUAUUCCGCUAGGCACACCCUUCUGCAUUCAUAACCCCUUCACGGCUAGGCCUCAAUGUGAGAUGGUCGAGUACGCGGCCGGCCCUGAGAUCAAUCCACUCACGCUCUUUGCCAGCCAUGCCAGACAUCGCGGGUGGGCUGGUCUUGUUCUCCUUCAGCCUCAGCCAGAUUCCUCCGCGGUGCACCUUAUCGGAUGCCCCGUUGCUUCGGGGAAUGCAGCGGUGGGGAUCGUUUUUGAUGACCGCCUCAUUCCUUGCUGCCUGCCAAAUUGCGUCCCUGUUACUGCCCUCGGGGCGCUUGUGCUGGAAGGCCACGCUUGUAACCUUAACCCCCCGGAGUUCCAAGAAGGCUCUGCUGUGGUCCAAUUCCGCAAUGGUGACUGCUUGGCUGCCCGCCGCUGCACGGCUCGCACGGCUGCGAGCCAUCUUCUUCCUGACAUUGCGACCGCUUCCCACCCUUCUGCCACGGCUGCAGCAGGAGGGUUCCCAUGGGGUGUUGACCCGGCCAACCGUGACUUCUCAGGCAUCACGGCCGACGAUCCUGUCUACGUCGUCCUGCAUAGCCCUUUCCAAGGAGUCUUCCCCCCCUAUACUGCCUCGCAAGAGACCCGGCACUCACAAGUUUGGGCGCAGUUCCUUAACGACGAUCCGGGUUGGGCCUCAGAGUACUUCCCGGUCUGGCCAGGACCUGCUUUCAACGAGCUGUCGAUCGUUCCGGUUGGACAGGAUGCAGCGCUUGUCACCAUCAUGUUGGUGUGGCGUGGCCACCACAGGGCCACCCUGACGCCACGGACUAUGACGGUGGACUGGCUCACUGCCUUCAUUGCCCGUCACAUCAAUCACCCGGUCGGCGGCAUCUCACUUCCCCAUGGCCUUGCUGUCAGCGAACUUUUUGAUGUCCCACCAGCGGCUUUCCGCUUCCGCAAUGGUGACGUGGUCCAUGUCCAUGAUCCACCUGAGGAUCCUUCCGAACCACUGGAGUUCGUCGAGCCGUGGCACCUUCAGGACGGACUUGCGGCACAUCACGCUCCGUGGGCCGUCGGAUUUCAGCUCAUGUUCGGCAUAUCUGUACAUCUACUUCGACCCGAGCGGCCACCGCUCCUGGCUUCCAUUGCUGCCGGAGAAGCCUGGUGUCCAGAGACUUUCACUUUUUCGGGAACGUUCCAAAACCACUUCCCCGGCAUGUGGACGCCGGUCCAAUGGACCCGAGCCCGCGCCCUGCAGCUGAUCGAGGUUAAUGGGGUUGCAGCUAAGGUCAACAUCGUUGCUGCCACUCCGGAAGGCCGGCUAUGUCGUUCAGUUGACCGCAUCACCUCUCGUGACCAUAUUGCCUCCCAGCUUAACUUUCUCCCCGCCACCAUUUGUGUGGGAGGAGUGCCCUCAUAUGCCAUCGACCAAGCGUGUGAGCUUCGGAACGGCGAUGUCAUUUUUGGUCACUUUGCUCGCAGCACCUGCUUUGGCCGGUCGCACUUUUGGGGUCUUGCCCUUGCCAGUCUCCUGACCAGACGAUCCCACCCUGGUGCUCUUGCCGUCCUUCUUUUUGGUGCUCUGGGGUUGCGAGCCUCCUCCCUGCCGGCAGCCCCUGGGCCUUAUCUCUUGGCCGCCUCUAUGUGUCUGCCUGCGGCCCAUGCCAUGCACAUGCAGGCCUCUGCCUCUUCAGCCCCGAUUCCGGUUGCAGCUCCCCCCCGCCUCACCGUCACAGUUGCCAAUCCCUUUGCCUCGUGGGCCCGGGUGGAAGUGGACCCUCAGCACCUGUUCGAUGCCGUCAUCGCUGAUGCGCACCACACUCUUACAUCAUGGCAUAAGGGUUUUGCAGCUACUGGGCUUGUCUUUGAUGGAGCCCAAGUCGUGGUGCCGCUCCCAGGAAGUCGCCUGGUCUGCAUCCUUGUCGCGGGUCUCGGGCAGCUACUAUGCGUUGUUCUGCCCGCCUUUCUUACCCCCAGAGACCUGAUGCAGGCGAUCCAGAUGCGCCUUGGUCGCCGCGUUUGUGUUAGCCUGCCCCCUGGUUUGGCAGCAGCCGCUCGGUCCGCCCGCCCGGUUCUUGCACUCCGGUCAGGGGAUGUUGUUUCCGUCCACCCCCCUCAGCUUGAUCCCCUCGCUGGUCCACGUGAGCCGCCUGUUUUUCUCACAUGGGGCGCUGCCCAUGCAGCCGCGGCGCGGCACUCCGACUUCGUUGUGGCUCACGCUUCUUGCGUUCUCCUGUGGUCACCCUGCCGCCCUGCGCGAAUUGCUCUCCUUGGUCAUCAGGCCAGAUGGGAUGCGGCCGCGGCCACCGUGCAACGCCACGAGCACGAGCUCGGCUCCCACCGUUGGGCCCCCUGCCACGGCCAUCUUGGGGCCCCUCCUUGGCUUGUGGAACAGUCUGCCGCCGAGGGGAGAGCAAAUAUCAUCCAAUCUCGUGACUCUACUCGUUGUAUUGAAAUAGCACGGGAUGCCGCCCACGAUCUUUAUAUCGAUGGGUUUUCGCUCCGGCCCGCCUCUAGUCGUGCCUGCUCGGUUGCCAAUGUGCGUGAUGGCGACUGGUGGGUGCUUUCAGCUGCUACCGGCCUGCUCGCCCGGCGGGGUUCUUUGUAUGUUCAGCUCGCCUGGUUUGUCUACAGCUUUGCCACCCAAGGCUGGGCCGUGUCUUCCGGUGCCUCGAGCGGUUGUCCAAGCGUCGACUCAUCCGAGGCUCGCACCAUCCGCACGAGGCGGCGCCCGAGCCGCAGUCGAUCCCCGGCCUCGCCAUGGCCCGGCCGAUUCUUCCCGCCCAGGGUCGACUUCAAUGACGGCGAGCCCGUUGUCAUUCAAGGUGGCUGGCAACCGGACUCGCCCGAUUGCCCUCUUGCGCGCUGCUUCCCUGGGCCGCGACCACAAACGGCCAGGGUGCUUUGCCCCCUUCGAGGCUGGAGUGAGGUGUUCUUUGCCGACCUUACUGCUACGUGGCAGGCUAUAGAACUCGUUGGAUCUCGGCACUGCGGAAGCUGGGCGCGUAAGUUUUUCCCUGUACGGUCGGUCCUACUGCUCUCUCAAAUCACAGUUGCACCCGUCGCGCCCUACGGGCUGGCAACUGUAGUCUUUCAUUUGGAGAGCUGCUCCGCUGUUGCCCUCGCACCGGUUGACUCGAGCCUUGCUGAUAUUCACCGCCUGGCCACUCGGGUGUUCCCGCAUACCCGUUUCUGGCGGGUGGUCGCCCCUCCGGUGCUGAGUGCCGCCAACCCUCACACUCAUGUACGGUUGCGUAAUGGGGAUGCUUUUAGUCUAGUGCCAGAGAACUCCCAACCGGAGGCCACUAGAUUUCCCCUCCUCCAAUACACUUCCCUGGAGAGGGCUAGGCAAGUAGCUAGUUGGUCCCUUCCUUUCCGGUUUGAUGUUGGGGGUUUGGUUUUUCUUUGGUACACUAAUCGCAAAGUCGGCCAUUGCCUUCGCAUCCGCGAUGCUGGCUAUUGGAAUCCGGACGGCCCCACCUUCUGGAGCCUUAAUGGCGAGGCGCUUUCGGGCUCUUGGGUACCGGUCCUCAUCGGUGACCUCUCCAGCCUCCAUCUUAUGCAUCGGACCUCGAUCGGCAAGGCGCAUGUGCUUUUCCUGUUUCCCCCUGACCUGGAGCCAGUGGGAAGACUUCUUGCCGGCUGCAACGUUUUCCGCACCCCGCCGGGGUGGCGUCUCCUACCAGCCCUGCAAUGCGUUCGUGCCGACAGCUCGCUUCGAGAUGGCGAUGUUCUGGUGCUCAACCCUACAGCCGACCUUGUCUGGGAUCCUUUUGGGCCACCCCCAUUAGUUCCUGCUGAACCGGAACCAGGGACGCCCCCUGCCGCAUCUCCGGCUGCUGCUCGUCCUGCUUUUUGGGCUCCUUUGAUUGCGCUUCUCGCCCACUGCCCUAGAUGGACGGUGCUCGCUCUCUCUCUGCACAUGGGUCUGAGUAUGGUCCCGGUUGCCGAGGUCCCGGAGCAACCCAUCCGGGCCGGCCUCUACCCCUGGCGUAUGUCGCCGCGAGAAGCGGAUCUGGUUAAUGUGUCCUCCGGCACCGAGCUCGAUAUUGUCUAUCUUAGCCCCUUUACGGGGCCGCAGGAAGCUGGCCGCCUCCCAGCCGCAGCCCCCAUCUCCGAACUCAAUUCUUUGACCCGGGCCUGUGAUCCGGUAUGGGGUGCCGACGUGGUACCUGUGUGGCCGACUGCGGCCAUCCGGCCCUGUUGGUGGUGCCGCGGCCACCUACCCCUGACCUUGUCUGCCUAG